Bufo gargarizans (Asiatic toad) is the source of this 1274-nucleotide messenger RNA. It is a transcript of the gene TMA16, whose product is annotated as translation machinery associated 16 homolog. The record is from RefSeq and is a predicted model, not a curated record. The transcript has 7 exons. Bases 136 to 726 code for a protein of 196 amino acids. Lineage: Eukaryota; Metazoa; Chordata; Amphibia; Anura; Bufonidae. Gene Ontology annotation, cellular component: nucleus.
CCCACACAUGUGACUGAGCACAUGGUCGUGACGUCAUGAAAGGUCCUUUACCUUCACUAGGAUCUUACGGUUAUCGUCUACUGUGGGAGAGAUUCCGUGUAUAAGGCCUGUGUAAUCAGAGAUUGUGACGUCACAAUGCCUAAAGCACCACCGAAUAAAGGUAAACCAGAAAACAAGGUCAUCCAUCCUUACAGUAGAAAAGCUGCUCAGUUAGCACGAGAAGGCCACAAGCAAGACAGAAAAGAGAAGUUGAAGAAUGAGAAAGCCUUGAAGUUAAGCAUUCUUCGUGAGAAACUUGAGUGGUUUCAAAGCCAUCUUGAUCCUAACAAAACAGAGUACACUAAGAAGGAAGCAUGUGAGCUAAUUGAAAGCUAUUUACAUCGCUUCGAUAGUGAACUGGAACAAAUUGAAUUGCAUAACAGCAUCAAAGGUAGACAAGCCAGACAGCAUGGCUCCCGGGAGACCGUCAUUAAACAGACCAUAGAGCGCGAAAGAAGACUGUACGACGGAUAUGGGAUGGAGAUACCAGAUAUUGCGAAUACAAAACACUUAAAAACCUUUAGAGAAUGGGAUUUGGAUCUAAAGAAGCUGCCAAACAUUAAAAUGCGCAAAUUUUCAGUCAGUGAAUCAUUACCUAAAAUUAAGAAAGACGUUGCAGCAGAAGAUUCUGAAGUUGAAGAGAAAAUAGAAAGUAAAGACGAGUCUGACGACAAUGGAAGCGAGUGAAGUGCGCCAAGAGACUGUUAAAUUUACCUCUAAAAUCCAGAAAGAGCAGAACAAUCAAGACCGCAACGCCUUGUAAACCGAGUCUGCAGUGAAAACCCCGUUUUUGGAUUUGGAAGUAACUGUGACUCCCGACAGAAUGAAAUGCAAAAGUCAAAUCUUUGCAAGUUUAUUUUGUGUUAAUAAUUCAUCUUGGUGGGAGCUGUUCACACAAGAGCCACGCAGAAAACAUGUUUGAUAUUUCUGUAUUUGAGUCUGCUGAGGAAUACGGCUCCGCGUGUCUCAAGUGAGAUGAUUAAGCGAAGCGAGGAGAUUUCAGUAAGAAUUAGCUGCACUUCAUGUGCUGCAAUUAAUUGCUGUCUUGGGCUGAGGACUUUGCAUGAAUUUUAAAAGGAUCUGUGUGGUAUUUCUUCUCUUGUAGACAUACAGUAUAUUUUUAAAGGCAGAUGAUAUAUUAUCUUCGCUGUUGCUAUUACUGUUGACUAAACUCUGAGUAUUUCUGGAUAAUGUCAUUCUUUAAAUAAAUCCUACAUUUUAGGGUCUCAAAAUGG